Molecule: messenger RNA, 3113 nt
Organism: Olea europaea var. sylvestris
Lineage: Eukaryota; Viridiplantae; Streptophyta; Magnoliopsida; Lamiales; Oleaceae
Exons: 18
Coding region: 217-2328 (703 amino acids)
Source: RefSeq, a predicted model, not a curated record
UCCACAUUGCAGCAGAGGGUAUUUGUGGGAAUUCGCAACACCGUUGAGCGCGAAACGAAAGGCAUAAGACUCGAACUCCUCUAACGCUCUUCUUGCUUCCUCUUUCUUCGCUAUCCAAUGUUUGAUCAGUUUAUUCCUUAUUUUAUUUUUUUUCCCUCUACAUUUAGACUCUAUUUGUUUAGUGAUUAUACAAAUCAGUGCAUUUAGAUUUUGGAUAUGUCGUGGCUUCGAUCGGCGGUGAACAAAGCGGUCGAAAAAGGUGGUAGCAGUAAUCUUACUCGCACCGUCCGCAUUUACGCCGACACCGUCGUCCAACAGGCCGGCCAAGCCGUUGCCGGUGGCGCCAAGUUAUUGCAAGACCGCAUUGCAGCUCGGAAUUUCCAAAACUUUAAGCUUGCGGUGAAAAGAUUGGAAGAAGUUUCUGUUUCGUGCAGAGGGGCAGAAAGAGUUCAGUUACUAAGAAGAUGGUUGGUUGCCUUAAAAGAGAUUGAGAGACUACAAGAAGCUGGCAACACUGAGCAUCUUGAUAUGCCUAAUGAAUCAAAUGGGCCUCCAGCAAAGCCAACUGCGGUUUUAUACUACGAUCCGGAUGUUGGUGGAGAACCAAUGUACUUUAAUGAUGUUUUCCUUCACAGUCAAGCCCUUGAGGGCAUAACACUGUCCAUGAUUCUUGAAGAACCUAAUGAAGAGGAAAUUUCUUUGCUUCUGGAGAUAUUUGGAAUGUGUCUCGAGGGCGGGAAGGAAGUUCAUACUGUGAUUAUAAACAUGGUACAAGAUUUGGCAAAAUCUUUUGCAAUCUACAAUGAUGAAGUGCUGGGAAAGAGGGAAGAACUACUUCAAUAUGCACAAGAUGCUAUAGCUGGAUUGAAAGUAAAUGUUGAGAGAUUAAGAAUAGAUUCUGAAGUCUCAAACAUACAUCAAAAACUAGAUGAAAUGAAAAACCAGCUGCCUCUAAGUGACGGCGGAUCUGAAGAAUCUGUGAUGUCAGCAGAGACUUUGAAAGAAGCACUUGCACACAUCGGAUUUUGCUCCAGAUUGGAGGAGAUCCUAUUGCAGAAGAAAUUCUUGAAGACUGGAGAUUCUCCAAAAGUUCAUUCGCAAAAGGUUGAUAAGCUAAAGGUACUAUCAGAAUCUCUUGCAAGCUCUGUCUCAAAAGCUGAAAAGCGCAUUUCAGAUCACAGAUUACAGAAAGAAGAGGCUCUUAGUUUUCGUAUAGCCAAAGCUAGUGAAGUCAGCCAGCUUGAAAAGGACCUUGUUGCUGAAAUUGAAUCACUUCAGAAACGAAAAGAUGAAAUUGAAGCAGAGAUGAAAAAGGUUAAUGCUACCUUGACUUCUGCACAUGCUCGCCUUCACAAUGCCAGGGAAGAAAGAGACAAAUUUGAUGAAGCUAGCGAUCAAAUUCUUCAGCAUUUCAAGUUAAAGGAGGAUGAGCUGUCAAGGUCUAUUAAUUCAUAUAGCGCAGAAGCAGAUGUUUGCAACAGCUUUGUUAAUUUUCUUGAACAUACUUGGGGUUUCCUGUCCUCACACACUGAACAAAAGGAGAAGCUGGUCAAUGAGGAAUUGGAGAAACAUGAAGAGUACUUCAUUAACUUCGCUAUAAGCCUUUUAUCUUCCUACAAGGAAGAGUUGAGGCCUUCUAUUUCUGCUACUAGGGAGCUCGUCGAGAAUUUGAAAAGGUUAGGAACAACAGCUUUUAUGAAUGAGGAAAAGCUAGAACUUAAUUCAAGGAGAGGUCUUGAAGAACAGUACCAGGCAAUGGAGGCUAAGAUUCUAACCACAUUCAGCGUAGUAGAAAGCAUAAAGAAACAGUUCCGUGCGCAAGAUGACAAGUUUUCAAGGAGAAGUGACACGAGAGUGAAUGAAUUACUAGAGGCACUUAAAGGUAUCAAAGAGGAAUUUGAAUCCAUUGAGAGACCUAUUUUGGAAAUCGAGACCCCAACUUCAAGAGAAGAGACGCCACCAAAGGCUAAGACCCCAAGAAUUCCUUUUCUUUCUCCAAAACAGCCUCCAAAUGACAAACUAGAUUUCAAUCAGGAUUUUACUUGGGAAAAUGAGGCACAUAGUGGACGGACAUUAAUGGGGCUUAGUCCCAUAAGUCGACUAUCAUUAACUCACAAUCAGACCUCUGAAAUACCAGAGCUCACACAGGUCGAGAAUCUGGACUCUUUCACAAUAAAACGAAAGAAGUCUGCUGCAGAUAUGGAGGCAGAACUGUCAAGGUUAAAAUUGCUGCUGGAACUUGAGGACCAUAGCAGAGGCAAUUCUAUGGAUGAAAUUGGUGAUUGGGAAUAUGAUGUGACUGAGAAGGAAUCGAAAAAUCUUAAAUAAAUAUGAAACGGACUACCCACUGGGAAAAUGAUUUUAAGCAACCAGAGGGUAAUCAGCAAUCACUUCUGCUGUUUAUAAUUUAUUGGCAGCAUCCAAUUUUCUUCAUGCAUUGAUGAAUCAAGAGAGUAAGUCAGCAAUCCAGGACGAGACAUCAAGUCUGGAUAACAUUUUUUGGACGAUGAAACUUUGUAAAACUUAAAAGUUUCUCGAAUUCUUGUAUAUUCUUUUACCAUACAAAAACUAUAUUGUAUUUUUUCAAAUUAUUGUCUCAAAGGGUUAGUCUUUACCAAAUACAUUCUAAUCUCGACUGAUAAUUGAGGAACAGGGGAAGAAUGUAAGUAUUGUUGAUGUCUUUAUCUUUUACAUCCUUCUAUUUUUCAUUUUACAUUCGGUCAUUGAUUUGAAUUGUUGUUUUGAAUGCCUCAAUCAAUAGUAUAAAUGCUCGCUCUGUUACUUUUGGAAGCUUUUUCCAUAAGAUUAUUAUUAUUUUCAAUUUCUCUUUUGGACAGGCUAUUGAAAAGCAAUAAUUCUACUUGUACAAAGUUCCCUUACAAAGUUGGUUGACAAAAUAUGUGUUGGCAAAAUCCAGGUCAUUGAUUUCAAAUGAUUUAAAAACCUGUUUUUGAAAUGAUUGGUGUGGAUGUUAUUUUGUCAACCUACUUUGUAAACCAUAUUUAAAGUGUAGCACAACUCGUUGAAAAGGCACCUCCACUUUCAUUUGUGAAGCAGAAUUACACAUCAGUUUCACUAUACAGCAGCAAGAAGACAAAGUGGCCAAGUGCAGA